AUGAGGGCAUUCAUUAGCAAGGAGAUGAUAGAUAAAGCUAUAGUUAACAGCAAAUUUAAAACCAGUAAGAUGUAUUUUCAGCUGAUGAAUAGAGAUAAGGUGCCUUCGGCUUCUGUUAUCUGGUGUAGCUUGUCCUUGCCUAAACACAGGUUUAUUCUUUGGCAAGCUUCCUUGAAGCAUCUUUUAUCCAGGGACAAUUUAUUGAAGUGCCAUAUGCAGCUGACUUCUUCCCUGUGUCCAAUUUGUGAAGUGCAGCAGGAGUGUCAUGAGCACUUAUUUUUUCAAUGUCAGUUUGCUUAUCAAGUGAGGAAAGGUGUGGCUAACUGGCUGGGAAGUUUGAUUUGGCCUGCUUGUUUCCAGGAUUGGAUUAGGUGGAUGGAGGGGAAGCCAAAGAGUCUUCAGCAGAAGAUAGUUGCUGCUGGGUUAGCUGCUUCUGUGUAUCUGGUUUGGUGGAACAGAAACCAGUGUGUUUUUAACUCCUUUUCAAUGUCUGUUUGCAAGGCUGUUUCUCUGGUCCAAGAUAGUAUUAAGGCUAGAGUUACUAGUUUGUCUAAGGCUAAGAUGAAGAGCACUGACAUUGUUUUUCUUAGAAGCCUGAAUCUGUUGUAA
Molecule: messenger RNA, 609 nt
Organism: Humulus lupulus (European hop)
Lineage: Eukaryota; Viridiplantae; Streptophyta; Magnoliopsida; Rosales; Cannabaceae
Exons: 1
Coding region: 1-609 (202 amino acids)
Source: RefSeq, a predicted model, not a curated record